Molecule: messenger RNA, 2943 nt
Organism: Chlamydomonas reinhardtii
Lineage: Eukaryota; Viridiplantae; Chlorophyta; Chlorophyceae; Chlamydomonadales; Chlamydomonadaceae
Exons: 2
Coding region: 79-1473 (464 amino acids)
Source: RefSeq, a predicted model, not a curated record
CGAUCUGAGCCGUGACAGCCUGAGACAUCCCCGAGAAGCUGGCCAACAAACAGUACUUGAAACGAUCCCUGUCGUUGGAUGGCGGCCCAGUGGGAGCAGCUGGUCGCCGAGGCGGUCGACGCGCUGCUGAAUCGUGAAAAUGCUGCCCAGCGACUGAGUGUGCACCACCUGCCGCUGCAGCAGCUGUUCGCGCUGUGUCACCCUGGAGUGGCUCCUCGGGCACAGCGCACGGACGACACGGAAGGCUUACCCGUUCUUGGUGUGACCCUCGUGCGCCUCCUGGACGCUUGCCUCUCUGCGGCCGCCUCGCUACCGGACGACGACUCGCGGCAGAGGUCGGUCGACAGCAUUGUGGCGGCCUUCUGCCGCUCGGCCCUCCGUGAGGCGCACUGCCGAGCAGCAGCGCCCCCUGCUCCUACCAGCUCCACUGAUGAAAUGCAGCAAGUUCCGGGCACGGGCAUGGACCGUGUCUUCCUGGACGCCUCCUUCGCACUGCUGGCGGCGCUGUUAGCAAGGCACCGCGCCAGCCUGGGCAACGAGCAACUCCGACUGCUGCACACGGCGUGGGGCGUACCGACCGCAGUCACGCACGGUGCCGCCUCACCACCGCAGCCUAGUUCUGGUGGAGAAAGCCUCACGGGAUCCAGGCCGUCAGAAGCCGGCACGGGCAUGGGACAGCAGCAGGCUAGGCUAGGCACCGCGUCGUUGAGCAGCGGUCUAGCUGGCGCAGAUUUCAAGUGCAUGGUUGCGGUGGGGCAGCUGCUGUUUGGCCGAACGUCACAGAUACAGCACAUGGACUGUGGCGGUAGCGGGAGCGGCGGCGUGCUGAAAGACGCCUCUGGGGGGCAGCAGCGGCGCCGUGUGCUGCUCCAGACGAUGGCAGGGACGCCGGCUGCAUUGGACCUGUGUGCUGCAGCGGCCGUUGCGGACACCUUCCCGGGGCUCGCCGCUGCAGAUGAGGCCGGGCUCGAACAGCUCACGUGCUGGCUGCAGUGCGGGUACCAGCAUGGCGGAGCUCCUGUCUGCAUUGCACCGUUGGGACCAGAGCCGUGGCAUGACGAUUGCAGGGCCCCGGCUGCCCUGCUUGCAGAGGCGCUGCGGCAACACCCGGCCGAGGUGGUGUCCGCGGUGCAUGCGCCCCUGCUUGCGAUCGCGGCGGCCCAUGCUCCACAGCUCCUCCAGACGCUCCUGCAUGUGGUGGCGAGCCUGCUGCACCAACAGCAGCAUGCGGUCACGGCCAUGCAUGAUGGGUGGGCUGAAGGCGACGAAGAGGAGGGGGACAUAGAUGGCUGGGGCGCUUGCAGCAGCUUAGUUGCAACGUGUGCGCCAGAGCGCGAGGCCGGCCCCUUGCGGGGCCAGCUGCGGGAGCUACAUCUCGCGCUGCAUUCACUGGGGCUGGACAUGGGGUUGCUGCUGCAGCAGCACAUGGCCAUGGGCGGCAGCACAGCCGUCAGCGGCAGCUGGCAAGCCUAAGAGCAGCAUUAGCUUAGGCUAUCGGCUUGCCAUGGAUAUAUGUGUGUUCACCACUGACGCAAUAGUGAGAUGCGCAGAUGCGCUGCAUGAACUCCUGAUGACAGUAGCGUGGCUAACGUGCAGUAAGGGAGAGCCUCCUCGGUAUGAGUGUAGGCGAGCCGAGAUGACGACGGUUGCCCCGUGUCCGACUAUUAGCCCAGUCCCGACGCAAACGACAGCGGUAGAAUAGACGCCAUGUUGGCCGAUGUGAAUGUGCCGGCUGCCAUGGCCGUACGCCCGUACCCGUGCCAGUGCACACUUUGUGACAGGCGUGGUUUUGGUGUUGUGGGAGGGGGAUGCGUGUCCGAUUUUGGUUGGUCUAGAACGUGAGUGCCGCUACGGCUAGUGUCGGGCUGUGAAUUACUGUAUGUCUGGAGUUUACAAAUAACGGCAAAUGUCCACAUUAGGUCAGUCUCGGUCCUUACGUCCCGUGGGAUGCAAUACGGCAGCCCGCGGCUGAAUUCGUGCAAUGGAACCUUUGCGGCACAUGGAAUUGACGUGCGUUGCGGAACUAAUGCGUACGUAGACGGGUUGCAGUGUGGUGGUGGCCGCAGGCGAACACUAUCAUAGCUUACAUGUCAGCAGAUGCCAAGCACUGACCAAGAUAACAGCCCGACAUUGACCAGGAUGGAUUGAGGCAGAGUAGUAUGGACUGAGGCAGCGCAGUACGGACUAAGGCAGGGUAGUUGUUGCUGCAAGGCGCGUGUGAAUGCACGGUAAGCAUUCGGCCUGUGACCACCUCAGCCUCGCCCAGUACAGGAACCUGCAUUAGGUCGUCUUGGCCACAAUAAUAGCCUACGCCCCUACUGGAAGCAUCAUCGCCAGCGGAAUAGCCUACAGACCGACCGGCUCAUGGCGCCGCGGGGGCAUUUGCCCUUCCAGAGGGACAUCCGUGGCUCACGGCCUCACGCCAUGACGCCAUAAUUUCUACGUUCCCACACGCCGUGCCAGUGUGUUUGGUGUAGGCCUAGUACAGGCGAUAACCGGUGCUGUGUAAGAGGGUGAAGAACGCUGCACAGAUUCACAGUGCUAAACAGCUGCUUAUAUCACACACCUUGCGCACAUACAUAGGAAUGGCCGCAUAGGCCGCAGAAGCCACGUUCCCUGACUUGCAGGCACAAAUUCGUGCACCGCACGAAGGCGUGCUGAAGCCCAACUAGUUGUCAGCACCAUAACCUCAAACGCAAGUACACAAGAAGGAGCGGAUCAUAACUGGGCUCAAUAAGGCACUCGAGACCAUCACACCAUCCACUGGUGUGUAAAGUACGAUAUCCUGGUACCGGAAGCUUUAACCUAAACAAAGUGGCCCUCUCCAUAUAGAAGGUAGCAGCCAGCGGCUCAUAUGCUGCCAACACACAGCAUACAGCAUCGCAACACGAAUGCGUGCGCGCAGCCAAUUGUCCUGCCCUGACACUGUCAAAAGGCGACACC